Molecule: messenger RNA, 706 nt
Organism: Carcharodon carcharias (great white shark)
Lineage: Eukaryota; Metazoa; Chordata; Chondrichthyes; Lamniformes; Lamnidae
Gene: mgst3a
Product: microsomal glutathione S-transferase 3a
Exons: 6
Coding region: 130-567 (145 amino acids)
Cellular component (GO): endoplasmic reticulum; membrane; nuclear envelope
Molecular function (GO): glutathione peroxidase activity; glutathione transferase activity
Source: RefSeq, a predicted model, not a curated record
CAAACCACUCCUCCCCAGUGUCCCAGUUUAGCUGUAAACGCCCAGUUUUUAGCUCGGGUUUAUAACGUCCUCUGCACUGAUCAAUGCGAGUGUGAAGUACAAGGACAAAGAGGAAAAGGGAUUUGAAAGAUGGUGGGGGUACUUUCAAAAGAGUAUGGGGCUGUGGUGCUGACUGGCACAGCCAGUUUUGUCAUGGUCUGUUACCUUGCUUAUAAAGUUGGAGCAGCACGCAAGAAGUACAAAGUAGAGUACCCUAUUAUGUACAGUGAUGAUCCUGAGACAGGACACUUGUUCAACUGUGUCCAGCGUGCUCAUCAAAAUACACUGGAAGCAUAUCCACCAUUCCUCUUCUUUUUGGCAGUCGGUGGAAUCUGGCGGCCACGACUGGUGACUGCACUCGGAGGAAUUUGGAUAAUUGGAAGAAUUGUUUACGCACAUGGUUAUUACACUGGAGAUCCUAGUAACAGAAUAUAUGGUGGAUUUAGUUCACUGGCUCUCCUGGGACUCAUGGGGACUGCGAUGUCAUGUGGAUUUCACCAACUGGGAUGGUACAAGUCUUGCUGCUAAGCUUAAUUUAUAACCUCGACAAAUGUACACUUGAUUAGCAGAACUAGAGCAUCAGCUUUAUCUCUAAUAGCAGUCACCUGCUUCUGAAGUUUGUACACUGAACCUUUUUAUAAAAUGACAAUAAAGUUCUUGCAUAUGA